CGCACGCGCAUGGAGGGGCGCCCGAGCCCCCCGGGCGAGGCCCGCGUCCGCCGCUCGGCUGCCGCGCUGUGCCGCGGCCCCGUGGAGCCCCUCGUCUUCCUGGCCAACUUCGCUUUGGUCCUGCAGGGCCCGCUCACCACGCAAUACUUGUGGCACCGCUUCAGUGCCGAGCUCGGCUACAAUGGCACCCGCGACAGGGGCAGCUGCAGCAACCACAGCGCCGACCCGGUCAUGAAGGAAGUGGAGACCCUUACCUCCCACUGGACCCUCUACAUGAACCUGGGCGGCUUCCUGGUGGGGCUCUUCUCAUCCACCCUGCUGGGUGCCUGGAGUGACUGCGUGGGCCGCCGCCCCCUCCUGGUGCUGGCCUCCCUGGGCCUGUUGCUACAGGCAGUGGUGUCCAUCUUCGUCGUCCAGCUGCAGCUCCACGUCGGCUACUUCGUGCUGGGCCGCAUCCUUUGUGCUCUCCUUGGGGACUUCAAUGGCCUUCUGGCAGCAAGCUUUGCCUCUGUGGCAGAUGUCAGCUCCAACCGCAGCCGCACCUUGCGAAUGGCCCUGCUGGAAGCAUGCAUCGGGGUGGCAGGGAUGCUGGCAAGCCUCCUGGGGGGCCACUGGCUCCGGGCCCAGGGUUAUGCCAAUCCCUUCUGGCUGGCCUUGGCCGUGUUGAUAGUCAUGACUUUCUAUGCAGCAUUAUGCUUUGGUGAGACAGUGAAGGAGCCGACACCUGCCCGGCUCUUCACGCUCCGUCACCACCGAUCCAUUGUCUGGCUAUACAUGACUCCGGCCCCAGAGAAGUCCAGGAAGCAUUUAGCCCUGUAUUCACUGGCCAUCUUCAUGGUAAUCACUGUGCACUUUGGGGCUCAGGACAUCCUGACCCUCUAUGAGCUGAGCAAACCCCUCUGCUGGGACUCCAGGCUGGUCGGCUAUGGUUCAGCAGCUCAGCACCUCCCGUACCUCACCAGCCUAGUGGGCCUGCGGCUUUUGCAGCACUGCCUGGCUGAUACCUGGGUGGCCGAGAUUGGCCUGGCCUUCAACAUUCUGGGGAUGGUGGUCUUUGCAUUCGCUACCAUCACACCUCUCAUGUUUACAGGGUAUGGGCUUCUGUUCCUGUCAUUAGUCACUACACCCAUCAUCCGGGCCAAGCUCUCCAAGCUGGUGGGCAAGUCAGAGCAGGGUGCUCUUUUUUCUUCGGUGGCCUGCAUCAAUAGCUUGGCCAUGCUGAUGGCUUCUGGCAUCUUCAACUCACUCUACCCAGCCACCUUGAACUUCAUGAAGGGGUUCCCCUUCCUCCUGGGAGCUGGCCUCCUCUUCAUCCCGGCCAUUCUGAUUGGGGUGCUGGAAAAGGCUAAUCCUCAUCCCGAAUUCCAGCAGUUUCCUCAGAGCCCCUGAUCGGCCUGGCCUGGAGGACAGAGGGCAAAGGGAACAAAGUGAACACUAACCAUCUGAAAGUAUACAUCUGGAUCCCAACCCGCAGCAGCAUGGGCACCUCCUUUCCAAGGGCAAGUGUCUACCUUGGACAAAGUGGUCAAACCAGACAGCUGUGCCAGCCUAAGACUCUAAUCUAGAAUUAUAAUGCAGACAGUCCUACUCCAGGAGACAGUGGGGGCGCCAUUGUGAAACAGGGGUCCAUUUACCCUUUAUACCAUCAGUCACGUAGAACCCUUCACGGGAGAGGAGAGGUCCUGUUGGAAGGGCACCUCAGGGACCAGUUGAAGCAGAAGGGUUGAUAGCUUCAACCCAGACUGCCCAGCUCACAGGGUUGUUUCUGGUGUGCAGCCACCAGUCACUCCUCAGUGAUGGAUAUGGUUCUGGGGGGAAGGCUAUGGGAGGGGCUGGGUGCCCUCUGGAGAGAGGUGCUGCUGUCUCUGGCUGGGAAAUCCAUCCUCUGGGCUUAGCAGUGCCAAUCACAAUAAAUUCAUAUAAUCACACUGAAGUGAACCUUCUGGCCCCCGAGGCAUUGGGCUAUGGGGCCCCCUGCUUUCCUGUUCCCAGUCUGCCCACUAUAGGUCAGAUAGCAGUAAGCUUCUGGGCUGGGCAGCAGCCCCCAGAACUACCAUGGGAUGAUGCUGGGCAUCUGACUGCUCAUUCUCUUCUGAGCUACUGGGCUAGGAGAGAGGGUGGUGCUGUGGGGUUGCCAGGCUGGCAUCUGGCCAGCGGAGAGAUUUAGGGCAGAGGCCAUUCCUGAGGGUCAGUCAGAGAUCCGUUCCCCGAAGGCACCUUACUGGUCUACCCAGCUACACUAGCCCAAGCAGGAUCAGUCUGUUACUACUCAACUCUCUAGCACUCCAAUUGCCACAUAUUUCGGCAGGGCUGUGUGCUGAGACCAUCUUUUGUGCAUCUUUAGGUCAAUGGGAACCUGGAGAUGGGCCUGACUGAUUCAAGGGCCCUUCUCCAGGGUGUUGGGAAAGCCUGGCCCACCAGCUGAAAGGCAGAACUGGAAUCAGAAAAACAAAAAAAAAACAAACAAACAAAAAAGAACUGGAAUCAGUAUUUAGGCACCUGCUUUGAUGAGGGCUGUAAGCCCCCACAGAGACCCAAGUCAGGUGGCACUUGACUGCAAACAUGAAUUGGCCAACAGGGUUCGGCUCCUGGCUACCCUCCUCUCACCUGCCCUGAAAAUCACACCAGUGAAAUGGAGUGGUGCAGGGCAGACCAGGGUCAAUGUCUCUGUCAUUGGGAGACCAAAGCAAGGAGAGGGCCUUCCACUGUCUUGUCUCAGCAUGAGGCAGUGAGGAGUCAGGGAAAGUUUCUGGGCUGGCCUCAGGCCUGGGCUAUACUCUAGGCACUGCCUCUGGCUUGCUUGUGACCUUGAGCAAGCCCUUCUAUGAAGGGCUAGAUAAACAGCGCCCAUGAAUUGUCUGGUCACAGGUGGACAAGUUAGGAAACACUGGGUUAGAUGAUGUUCUGAGCCCCUUCUCACCUCAUACAUUUUAGAAUGAGAUGCCUCUCUUCCUGGGCAGGGGAGAAGGAAUGAGUUGGAGCUGGACUUCUUGAUCUCGGAGUAUCCCUGAGCAGUCCUUGGUCCCGGGGGAUGGGCGAGGUGAGGUAGGUAGGGACCUAGCUGACAGCCCUCACUAGAAGCAGCAUCUACACCCCAGCCAAGUAGAAAACCCUGACCCAGCAGACCAAUGUCUGAGCAGGCUUUGUGGGGAAAGGCUGUUUCUCAGCUCAGGUUCAGGACCAGCCCUGUGGGGCCAGGCCUGGGUGCAAGGUGAUGGUUAAGGUGCCUGCCCUGGCUAUAACCUGGGCAGUCUGUCAUGGCACACUGGCCCGGCUGAGGUGAGGGCCAUCACCCCAUCACCUCGGCUGCUCUGGUGAGGUUGGAGGCUGGGCUCUGAUUCCCCAGAGGCAGGAAGGGGCAGCAAGAGAAGGUGUAUGAACAGAAGACAUGGCCUGGCAACCUCCCAGAAUGCUGCCUGGGGCGCCUCACGAGGGAGUGAGACUGAUCAGGGACAAAGAGAAAGCUUCCCCUGGAGGGUACUCAUCCCAUUGUAUUGUUACUUUCUCUGCUCUAUGAGGGCAGUGUCUAGGCCACUUCAGUCACCACCACAUCCAGGGCCUGGCACUGGUGGGCACUGUUGUGGCAUGAAGGAAGCAGGGUCAAGAGUGGCGGGGGCCAGGAUGGGCUAAAGUGUAUCUUCGGCAGGAUAGGGAGCAGAAAAGGAGUCCCAAGCCUGGAGUGAGACCUCUGAUCCUCUGAUGAUGUGGCUCAAGAGCUACGAGUGACCUGGCUAGCACUUGUGGGGGGUGGCUCUGAAAGCCGAGCCAGCCUGAGGUGUGAGGAGGGGAGGUAAGGGAGGGUUCCAGCUGAUCCUGUUAGCUGAAGCCCGGGUUUACUGGAAGGAGGAGACCUUCUUGCUCUCCCACCUAGUGGAGAAAGGGGCAGAGGGAUGUUCUUGCUUUACUUCUGCAUAGCUUUUGGGCCAGCCUAUUUUGUGUGUGAAAACCUGUCCCCCACUGCCAGACCCUUGGGGCAGAGGAGAAGCGAGCUGUCAGUAGAGUGACAGCCCUGCCCAGGGCACAGCCUCCAGGAGGAUUCUCAGGACAGGCAGUGGACUGAGCACCAGAAGGCCGGGUCUGGAUCCUGGGGCUGACUCUACUGAAAUGUCAUGUCAUUCAGUUCCUUCUCUGUAAAAUGGAGAAAAUAUGGGUUGGGUUGCUCAGGUGAUGGCAGAAACUAUGGUGUGGGAUGUCGGGGGAAAUGGCAAAGAUUUGUGAGGGAUUUGUGUUUUAGAGCCUCGCUAGUUGAAGUGUCAUUCCUUAACCAUCUGCAUCCACUCACCUGGGAUUUUGUGAGAAAUGCAGAAACCUAGGCCCUGCCCAGGUCUCCUGAAUGCAGUUUUAGGAAAAUUCCCAGGGGAUUCCAAUGAGCCCCCCACCCUUCUUCAGAGUACCGCCUCUUCCCGUGUUGCUACAGGCUGUCCAGCCGACUGCUGUGCCACGAGGCAGGGGCUGCCUCUCCUGGCCAUCCCCUGAGCAGGUGGGUAGGGAGGGGUUGGCUGGGGGAGCCAGCUGAGCCUGGCCAGCAGGGACUGAGGCACAGCAACAAGGCAUGGGUAGGGUAGCUAGCUGCCUGGCGAGACCCAAGCAGGCCCAGACCCAAGCAGGCAGCUCCCUUGCACCAGUGAGUGCAGCAAAGCUGACCACAGCUGCAGACCAGCCAGAGUGAGGGCUGGCUUAGCCCCACCCUGACCCCGGGUGUGGUAAGAGGACUGCACCUCGGGAAGGCUGGGAGGGGACUUGGGACCAGACCAGCUAAGGACAGUGAGUGGUUAUAGGUCAAGGCCACGGGGUGGCAGGAAGUGGUGAUCCCAGAAGCCAGGCACCAUCUAGGUGGAGAGCCAUCACUGAACCCCCACCUCCAGCUGGCUGCUAGGCCUCAGCCCUUUGCUUAGCCCAGGGGGGUGGGCAUUGCCCUAACUCUUGUCAGAGGCUGCCUGCCUUCCCCCUAGCCAAGCUGGCUGCUGACAGGGCGGGCACGAGGUAGGUGGGUAUAGUGUGUGUAGUCUCAACCUCCAGAGUCUCUCCCACACCUGAGAUAGAGAACCUGGUGGCAGAGACUAGGGAGGUCUGGCCCUUACCACCCUCAAUGCCUGCCUUCCCUUCCCUUUCCAGACACCGAGGAGGCUGGGUUUGAGGUGGGCCAUGAGGGUGGGGGCAGAGUGACAGCCAUUUUCUGAGAAGGGCCCAGGCUGUUGCAGUUGAGAGAGACCAGUUUGAGGAGCUGCUUCUUCGGGAAGGACGAUGGAAAUGGGGGUCACAACAGGCCUUGGGAACCAAGGACUGGUUAAGUUGGGCCCAUGAGUACAGCACCCUCCAAACUGGUGUCAGAGCCUGCAGAUGAGUCCCGGGAGGAGCGGCCCUGCAGGAAGCGGAUGAUCUUCUCAAUUGUGGCCUCCUGGUACUCAUGGGACCACCUGUGGGCACAGAGGCUGGUGGGUUAGGGGGCCAGCAGAGGAUGCUGCUGGCUGAGGGCUGUGUACCCACCCCUCUCCUCACUUGAUGCCGUUGAAGGUGAGCACAGCCUGCAUGUCCUCAGGCAGGUCCUCGGGCUCUGGCCACUCGAAGCCAUCGAUGACCGGCACAAUGUUCUUGCCGCAGCUCAAAGCAGUCACAAUCUCCUGCAGAAAGAAAAGAGGAGAGGAUGAGACAUGGGUUCCGAUCUAGGGACCCUGGGGCCAGGCAGACAUUGGGAGGGGUGUUGGUGCUGAAGUCCACCUUGACUUCUCCUUACUCCUUGUGGUGUAAUAACCAAAUAUUUGAUCUUUGCCCCAGGUCCUUGGCAUAGAGCUCCUGAAACAGGGAAUUUCUGGAUGACUGGAGGUUGGGGAUGGGGGUGCCCAGGUAGCUUCCAGGUGGGGGCUGGUUGCCAGGAAGGCCAAGCCAUGAUGAAAAGGUUGGAACUUUUAAGUACCCCUCAUACAUUCACAGAUGCACUCCUUCCAGGAUGGGAGAGGGGCUGGAGAGGGAGUUCACUCACCAGUGGCCAAUGACUAAAUCAUGCCUCCAUAACGAAACCUCCAUAAAAUCUCCCAAGGAGGGGGUGGGUUGGUGAGCACAUCUAGGUGUUGGGAGGGUGGCUGGAGAGGGCAUGGGAGCUCUGUGCCUUCCUGCCUGUGCCCCCCACACCCCAUACCUUGCCCUAUGCAUCUUUUACAUUCAAAUGUUUCUGAGUUACAUGCUCGACAAUAAACCAGUAAUAGUUAAA
Messenger RNA from Canis lupus familiaris (dog), 6208 nucleotides. It is a transcript of the gene SLC46A1, whose product is annotated as solute carrier family 46 member 1. NCBI's taxonomy places the organism in Eukaryota, Metazoa, Chordata, Mammalia, Carnivora, Canidae. Gene Ontology annotation, molecular function: transmembrane transporter activity. Gene Ontology annotation, biological process: transmembrane transport. The record is from RefSeq and is a predicted model, not a curated record. The transcript has 5 exons. The coding region runs from base 10 to 1389 and encodes 459 amino acids. Gene Ontology annotation, cellular component: plasma membrane.